Molecule: messenger RNA, 2031 nt
Organism: Clonostachys byssicola
Lineage: Eukaryota; Fungi; Ascomycota; Sordariomycetes; Hypocreales; Bionectriaceae
Source: the annotation of a GenBank genome assembly
AUGCCCGGUGGUCGGACCUCGUCAGUGCCCAUGGCAUGGCUGAACGAUGCCCGCCGGUCCCUCAGCGAGGGCGGCACUCGUUCAGGCCGAGAUGUCGUCGAUGCUCUGAUUCCUCUUCUAAGCGACUGGGACAUCAUAUAUCUUCGCCAAAGAAUAGCAGAGCUCCGCGGCACUCCCACCGCCUUGGCCAAUUUCACCGAUCUCUCCUUGGACUGCAUCUAUCUCAUCCUUCCCUACCUCACCAUGCGAGACUUCCUCGCCAUGAGGCUCGUGUCCAGGGAGUGGAACCGAAUCUUGUCCCGGCCCGAGCUUCUCGUGAUCCUCUGCCGCAGAUACUUCCCAGGUAUCAGCACGCAGAAGGCUAUGGCCGCCGGCGCCAACGUUCAAGAGUUCGCCAACAUCGCCCGCCUAUACAGUCGCAAGACAGAAGACACCUGCGGCAAGAUGUUCGUCCCAUGGGAUAUUGAAUCCCACACUGCUGCCACCGACAUUACUACCACCAUACGAGACGACCCCACCAGUGACAGCGGACCUAAGGGCAUAUACCUCAGACAUCCAACCUUUGAAACUGUCUGCGGCGAUGGCAAGCUUGUCCUGUUAGCCAACAAGAACUACCUCCUCAUAGAUGACCUGGCCAAGGGAACCCGGACGAAGCUGCCCCUUACCGCCGACCCUCGUGUUACCCGCAGGCUCAUGAAGGUAGAGGCCGUGACAGGGAAAAUCAUCGUUAUGUCGUCUCUCCCAGGGCCAACUCUUGCAGCCAUAGCAGGCCAUCCAGUCCCCGAGGCGGCCAGGCUUCGAACAAUCCAUGUCUACCAUUUCGAGCUCAAAGUUUGGCGCAAUGUCAUACUUCCCGCACGUAUUGACGAGUGCUUCGCCUACGAUGAGAAGUUCGUCGUCAGCUUCCACUCCAAAGAUGUCAUGCUGUGGACUUGGACCAAGGGACUAGUCGAACUUCCCUUGGGCCAUCCGACGUUCAACGUGGGACCCCGAGGCUCUGAAAACUUAUAUUCUUCCGUGGCCGGCGUCUUGUUCCACCCUCUCGAUGACAACACUAUCUUCCUGGUCUGGGUGUAUUUCUUUAGCGGUGUACAUGUCAGCGAGAAUCUGUUCACCAUUGUCGUCGUCAAAUACAAUUACGACGCGGACGGCGAUCGUUGGGUUCCAACGAAGGAUUAUAGACACUCUGUCUCUCAUCCGAUACCCGAUCCUGGCCCCUCGAACCACUGUUUCGGAGGCCAGACAGACCCGCUUGGCUCUUGCUUCUCGCGCCGCUUCAGCAAAACAAGCCCCGAUGGCAUGUACCUCGUUGGUCUCUUUUUCCUCAUCAACUACAUGAGUGAGCAGGACAACGAGGGCAUGUGCAAGUGCGUGCAACCGUCAUGGGACAAGGACUGCGUGCGGGCUCUCACGUUCAACGUCUGCACCGAAUCGUUCAACGAGAAUCGUUACUAUGGUUUCAAAGACUCUUGGGCUGUUAAUAUCAGAACCAUACUGCGCAAAGGCCGUGGUGUCACUGACCAGGGGACAUUUGAUCACAUCCAAGUGUGGAACGGAGAGCUGUUCAACAUGGUCAUCCAAGUUCUCGCCACUGGAUUGACGCCUGUAAUUGAAGUCAUCAGGGGCCGCCAGGAGAACGGCCUUCCCAUAGCUACGCUAUCCGGCGGUGACUACGAUGUAGAAACAUUGAAGCCAAUCUCAACACAGCGCGCCUUCGGCGAUGGCCCGUUUCAGGUCCAUGCCGGCACCGACUAUCUCGUCCUCGCUGGCGGGCACGGCUAUGCCCUAUGGCGAUGGGACAAGGAAAGGAAGAUGCGACCGGGGAACCAACCAGCUGGUCAGGAUGAGCCGUGGCUGGCCAAUGGCGAACACGUCUCGGCCGACAUGAGACGCUUUGACGAGUCAAGUGAGGAAGACUUCCUCAAAGAGCUCCAUCCUCCCUACGCUGAUGCGCGCUGUGAGCUGUACGAUGUUGUGGUUAAGCUAUACCAUGGCCCCAGGGAUACCGCAUUGGAACGCGUGACUGAUUAG